Messenger RNA from [Torrubiella] hemipterigena, 3998 nucleotides. Lineage: Eukaryota; Fungi; Ascomycota; Sordariomycetes; Hypocreales; Clavicipitaceae. The record is from the annotation of a GenBank genome assembly.
GGCAUUUCUUCUCCCCUUCACUUUUCUCCAUUUGCAGUCUUUCUCUUUGAGCAAUUCACUCAACCUGGUAUCACAAGCCUCUCUCUCGCUUUCACAUGCCGCUAUAGGCGCCCCAGUCACUGCCCCAGCCUGGGAAAAGCUCCUCCAAACUCCACUAAACGCCAGAGCCGGCGCAAGGUCCAUCGUCAUACUUUAGCGUACUUUGGGGCCCCUCAGCCUCGCUAUAGCCCCCUAAGUGCUGCCAACGCCCCAAAGUUUGGUUCGCACAACUAGUCAGUCAGGUAUCGCAUGCGCUCCUCGGACAUUUCUUCUCACACCCGCAUUAUCAGUCGCUACAUUAUUUGUCUAUCUUUAGCUUCCUGCAAAUCUUCCUCGGCUGUCGCACGGCGUUUCGACUCGGCCUGUGCUACUCGCGACUUUCACCAUCUGCUACAGCACACUCGUACUGUAUCACCUUGAGCCCCUUCCACGUGUCAGCGUGGCCUGGCUUUUCCUUAAUCAACCGCGCGUUCAAGGGCCUCUCUACACAGCAAACUCCUGGAGCCACCCACAGAUUGAUUACCUCGAUGCGCACAUAAAUAAAUGGCGUCGUUUAGUAAGUUCCAUGAUAUAUUUCCUUUCAAGGCCUCCGAACCCCUCCCUCCGAUAACGCGCAAGCCAUUCUUCCCUUCCCCUUUCCGCCACAGCGCUGCCUCGCAUUAGCCCAAGCUCCCCCACCAGCCUGUGCCAUCCGGUACUCGCUAUAUAUCUCCCGGGCCAUCCGGAUUGCGCCGCAUUCUGUUCAAUUGUCUUUGUGCAUCUGCUAACAUGAAUAUUCUCUCAGUGGGAAAGGGCCAUCGCAAGCCCAAAUUUGAACUUCAUCUAAAGAUCUAUGAUCUCAACAAUGUUCCGCUCGUUUCCGGGAACUCGUACAUCAAAUGGCAUCUCUCUCAUUCAAUGCAUGCCGAGCAUCGCGGCCGCACUAGCAAGUGCUCCGUUGCGAACCAUCGCGUUGAAUAUGCCUACACCAAAGUCAUUCAGUCUGUCCGAAUUUCCUUGGACAAAUCCAAUGUGUUGUCUGAAUGCCCCAUCGAAUUGGAGAUCGUUCAAGAAUUCCCCGGCGCCGAAAAGAUGACGCUAGGUUUCGUUCGACUGAAUCUGAGUGAGUAUGUCGAAGAGAGCGAAUCCUUCGCCCGAGAUUCAUUCUCCUCGCCCACCAGAGUCCGCCACGGCAGCUCAAGUGGAAUCAGUCCCGUUAGCUCUGCGCCUCGCUCCAGCACUGAUACUCGCGACCCCGAGGAUGGUAUUGUACGCCGCUACCUCAUGCAGGAUAGCAAAGUCAACAGCACACUCAAGAUUGGCAUUCUUAUGGUGCAAGUUGAUGGCGAGCGCAGCUAUAUAGCGCCAGCUCUUAAAACUGCUCCUGUGUUUGGUGGUAUUGCUGGGUUCAUGGCACCAGAACAACUGGAGGAUGAUACAGGCCCCCUACCAGUCAUGAGCAAGAACCGGGAGACCGCCGAAGUGCAAGAUUUGUACCGCCGAACCCUGGCCGCGUCAUGGUCCCGCCAGCCUGCAGAACUCCCUGCAGAUGAGUGCAUUGAGGACAUUUUCUCGGGAGGAAACGGCUGGAAGACAAAGCGAGACCACUCGUCUUCCACCGCAGACACCGAAGACGAUGACGCUAUCGACGGUGGCUACAACAACGGCACCCUCCGCCCCAGCGAUAUACGUCGCAUAGGCAUUCGCUCACAUCAGCGCACAAACAGCGCAUCAAGCGACAAGAGUGUGAGCACAGUCACUGGGCGCCGCCAUCGCCACCACAAUACCAGCAGCCCCCGUAAGAAUGGGUCGCGACAUGCACGUGGUGACUCGCGAGAUGAUGACUUGGCUGGCCGAAGCAGUCGCAGCGGCAGCAUAGCCAGUCUUGCUCCUACUCUUGGAAGCAGCAGCGGAAAUGAGCGCGGUGGCAGGACAGAAUCUGGCUACAAACACCCUCGUGAACUAGACGAGAUGGAAAUCAGAGAUGACCUUGUAGCAUGGAAACUUCCAGGUCAAGGUUUGGUAACCUGAGCUGACUUUGCUAUUACCUUUUUCGAAGGCGCUGCGUGGCGUUUGUUUUGGUGUGUCUGCUGCAAGUCUUAUUCCCCGUGCUUUUCUUUUUUAUAUUCUUGCAAGGUGUUGGGCUUGUUUGGUGUGUUGUUUAUAUUCUUUUUCACACAAGGUUACGUUUAGGCAAACGGAUAUACGGUAUAAGGAGUUUGGAGGGCGUGUUGAUUUAUUAUCCCCGAGCGCUUGGUAGAGAAAAACGUCCCAGAGACAGGUUUGGAGCAACAGCACGUUUCCUUUUACUAUUGUACUUAAUAUAAUACAUGAGCGCUAUAUCAGCUAUGUCACGUCUGGUGCUGGUUGAAAAGAAAAGAGUAUGUGUGAAACUAUGGCCUGUUCACCGUCUAGAUCUAACCGGCGAAGCCCUUUUCGUUCGCUAUGUGAAACUAUAAGACAAAAGAAAACAAAAACAUAUUCUAUAACCCCGUUGGUCGUAAGGAACAUGACAUAAACUCCAGCUUAUAUUCGUGUUAAGUCUUCCGUCAUGACACUGUCUCCCCUUUUGGCAACCGUUGUAAACUUUUCCAAAAACACAAAAGAUGGCUCCCUAGUCAAUUAAACCAUUUAAGGGGCAGUCAGGGUGCCGCGGAUGCCGCCCUUACCACCAACCUCACGGGCGGUGACAGUGACGCUGAGGUCACCAAGAACGUUAACGGUGACCUCGACCUUGCCGUUGGCCUUGACAUCCUUGAUGGCAGCCUCAGCCAGCUGCUUGCCGGUCUUCCAGAUCUUCUCACGGUGCUCCUCCUCCUCAUCCUCGUCGCUGUCGAAGUCGCUGUCGUCCUCAUCGGCGGGCUUCUCCUCCUUAGCCUUGGGCUCAGGCUUGGUGACCUUGAUGUGAGUACCACCCUCAACAACCUUGAUGAUGACAUCACCACCGGCCUUGGGGGCAGCGAUGUGAACGGUGCGGCGGGCAGGGACAGCGGUCUCGACCUGCAUGACGGGGCUGAAGACCUCCUCGCCGUUGGCACCGAUGGUCAGGACACCAAUGGCGUUGGCAAUGUGCUUAACGGUGGUGACAGCGGCGUGGGUAGACUGUUCAAUGUCGUUGGCAUCGUAUUCCUGGAUAAGAGAAGCCUGGAGAGCGGCACCGCGGGCCUGGAGCUCAGAGGGGUUGAUGGCGGUAGCGCUGGUGGCGGGAGCGAGAAUGGUGGUGGUCUCAGGGAAGAUGCCAGCGAGGUUGUUGGCAAUGCGGGGGGUGUGGGAGGUACCACCGCACAUGAUAACCUCAUCGACGUCAAGGACAUCGAGCUCAGCCUUCUUAACGGCGCCCUCGACGAGGCGGUUGAAGCCCUCGAAGACCUUGCGGGCAACCAUCUCGUAGCGGAGGCGGUUAAUGGUGGAAGAGAAGUCAAAGCCGUCGAGCAAGCUCUCUACACUGAACUGAGCGUUGGUACCCAAGCUGAGGGCCUUCUUGGUGGCCUCCGCCUCGAGGCGGAGCUUAGCCAAGCUCUUAACGUUCUCGCGGGGGUCCUUGUUGUGCUUCUUGAUGAACUCCUUGGCAAAGUGGUCCAUAAGGGCCUGGUCAAGGUUGACACCAGCGAAUUCGUAGUCGUGAACAGUGGCGAGGAUGGUGUACAUGCCACCGCGGGAAGCAAUGACAGCAACAUCGGAGCGGGUGCCACCAAGGUCGGCAACAACGACAAUCUUAUCCUUGAUCUCAGCAUCAGGUCUGGCAUCGUAAGCCAAGACAGCAGCAACGGGGUCAGCGAUGAGCUGGAGAACCUCAACAUCGGCAUCGUUGGCAGCCUUGAUCAAAGCCUCACGCUGCUUAUCGUUGAAGUUGGUGGGAACAGUGAUGACAGCGGAAGUAACCUUCUUGCCAAGGUAGUCGGAAGCAGAGCCUACGAGACGGCGGAAAUAGCGGGCAGCAGUCUCGCUGAUGUUGACGUCAGAGGCCUCCUCGCUCUCAG